AUGGAUAGAAGAAUGUUUAGGAAGUUGUGUCAACUACUAGUUAGUGAGGGAGGGCUGAAACGUUACGAUGAUGUAGCUAUGGAGAGAUGGGUCCUCCGUGCAAUCCUACGAUUGCAUCCUCCUUUACUACGCCGACCAGAAGCCAUACCAGAAAAUUGUAAUGAUGAUAAGUGGAAACACUUCAAGGGUUGCUUAGGUGCUCUAGACGGAACACAUGUGAAGCUGCGUGUUAGGGUAGAAGAUAAGCCUAGGUAUCAGGAUUGUGAAGGGCAUAUUUCCAUGAAAGUAUUUGGGGUGUGCAACCCAAACCUCGAGUUUACAUAUUGUCUAGCUGCGUUGAGAAAUGAAAGUACUACCUGGUGGAUGUCGGAGCAGGGAGUUGACAAAUUUGAAAGAGAUUAUAAGGACAAAGAACCUGAUCAGCAUCCUUCAUCCGUGGUGGAAGAAAUUGAUCUAGUCUCCGAAAUUAGUCGUGCACAACUAUGGAGUCAGUUCAGGGAUUCAAAAGCAAUUGACAUGUGGGAGAACAUAAAUAGCAGAAACAUUUAG
Linum trigynum is the source of this 549-nucleotide messenger RNA. The record is from the annotation of a GenBank genome assembly. NCBI's taxonomy places the organism in Eukaryota, Viridiplantae, Streptophyta, Magnoliopsida, Malpighiales, Linaceae.